This is a messenger RNA of Cryptomeria japonica (Japanese cedar), 3324 nucleotides long. RefSeq lists its product as uncharacterized. The transcript is spliced from 4 exons. The record is from RefSeq and is a predicted model, not a curated record. Lineage: Eukaryota; Viridiplantae; Streptophyta; Pinopsida; Cupressales; Cupressaceae. Gene Ontology annotation, biological process: arachidonate secretion; phospholipid metabolic process. Gene Ontology annotation, molecular function: A2-type glycerophospholipase activity. Bases 740 to 2659 code for a protein of 639 amino acids.
CGUCAAAAUACGAUUUGCCAAAAAAGUAGUAGCACCAGCCUCACUGGAUAGGGCUACCAAUCUCGCGUUUAAUGUUUUUGACAUUGUAAUGAAAUGAUUGGACCAAAACCAGGUGUUUCAAGUAUUUCAACAAUUUAAAAUAAGCUGCGCCUUCCAUGUGGAUGAUUUCCGAUUCCAUGAGGAGGGUUUUAGUUAUGAAAAUUUGGGGAUUGCAAUAAACUUGCUUUCUUUUGCUGACGCUCAGAUAUCUGGUCCUGAAUACGGAUAAGUGAGGGUUGUUCGCUGCCUCAAUUUGACACAAAGAUAUGUAUCAAUUUUCCGGAACAACUGGUUUUACAAGGGAGUGUUUUUUUAAUGGAGUUGAAACAUGGGCUUAGAUGCUGCAUAUUCUUUGGUAAUUUUGAGGGUGAUUUGUAUAAUAAUGAUUUCCCUGAUCUUGGUGUCGAGCGAAGCAUUAUUCUUCCUACUAGGUGCUGAGGAAAGGAUGAUAUUUACUUAUGUAUCAAGGUACAUCAACUGAAACAUAUUCUGUCAGAUUCUUCUGGAAUCAAUAUUAUUUGGGAUUUUUUCUCUGCCGACUUAGUGAAUAUGCUUUUUGAAAACAUAAGGAUCCCUGCAUGAAAUAUUAAUAUAUCCAGUUCUGAUCAAAUUUGGAGUAGCAUCUAAUAGGAAAUUCUUCUUGCUGGAUACGUGGUGCUAUGCAAUAAUUUUUACUCUAAAGAGGUCUUUUACCAAUUCAAUGAAUCUUGAUUUCAUUCAGAACCUUUGGCUCCCAAAAUUUGUAUUAAAACUGAAGCAGGGUGCCGAAAUUGAGACAAUCAACAACUCUGGGCCGUCAAGUAACUAUUAUGGAAACACAGAUAGCUGUAAGUCUUCUGGAGUAGAGUGUGGCAUCUGGGAACAAUUCUGGCGGCGAUGGGAAUUUAAGAAAGUUAUCGUUCCUAAGCCAGAAACUUGUGGCAAUUUGAAAAAAACAGAGCCUAGUAAGCGUCCCAAAGAGGGGAUUGGUGACUGGCAUCUUCCCUGGGAACAGUUCUGGCAGAGACAGGAAUUUGGAAAAGCUAUUAUGCGUAGGCCAGAACAACGUGUCAAUUUAAAAAAGCCAGAGCCUAGCAAUUGUAUGAAAGAGGAGGGAUUUGGCGUUUGGUACCUUUCUUGGCCGGUAAAUUCGUUUGCAACCACAAGCAUCAUUAGACCAAGAAAUAAUAGCAUUAACUGUAAUGGAAAAUCAGAGAUCAGGAAGUCUCAACAGAAUAGGUGUCGGACCUUCAAGCUUGGUAUUUGGGAGGUUCCCUGGUGGAUAAAUAAAAAUGAAGUGGUAAGCAUCUCCAGUGCCAAAAAAAAUAAUUCUAAUGGAAGAGUAUAUAACAAGAGCCGACAGGUUUGGUUUCCUUUUGGGGGGAUAAAUCAAGCUGACAUAGCAAGCAUCCACAGAUCAAAGAAUAAGAACAAUGCUAGAAAAAUAGAGAACAGUAAGCUUCCAAGUAAUAAGUCUUGGUUUGACAAGUUAAGUGUUUGGGAUCUAUUCCAGUCAAUAAAUCGAACUGAAACAUCAAGCACCCCUAAAUCAUUUAAUAAUAAAAAUACUGUAAAAAUAGAAAACAAGGGCCAACAGGAUAGGUCCCAUUGGGUAGUUUUGAGGUGGAUAAAUCAAACUGAAACGGCAGCUAUCCCUAGAUCAGAAAAGAAGAGAAAUGACAGAACCACAGAGAACAGAAAGUAUCUAAAGGAUAGGUCUCUGCAAGAUAGCUUUGGUGUUUGGGAACUUUUCUGGCAGAAAAAUGACACUGAAAAAGCAAGGUUUUUCAAACCAAAUUGGAAUGAUGGAAAAAUGGGGAACAUCAAGCCAGUGCCAGACAGGUCUUCCCAGGGCAGAAUUGGCGUUUGGGAACUUUUCUCGCAAAUGUAUCGGAGGGAAAGAGAAGUCAUCCCUAAAUCAGAAAAGGUUGGCAAUAAAGAAAAAUUAGAGACCAUGAAGCCUCUGAGUGACAGGUUUAGUGUCUGGAAAGCUUUUUGGCAGAUAAAUCAAAAUGGAACUGCGAGCAUCUCUGGACUAGAAAAAAAUGGCAAUGAAUUAAUAGAGAACAAUAAACCUCUACAGGAUCUGUUAAUAAUUUGGGAAAAUGUUCAACAAAUAAAACUUCCAUGGAAUGCUAAACACGGUGAACAAGCCACAAAUACUGAAACAAAUGAGCUUGAAUUUGAAACACUGGAAUCUGGAUGUACUAUUCCUAAAUUCACCCCUUACAUGGCCACCGUACCUUGGCAUACAGGUCCUAGGGCUUUUCUUUCUCAGAUGUUUCCUCGGUAUGGUAAUUAUUGUGGACCAAACUGGUCCAGUGGGAAAGAUCAAGGUGGUCUUCUGUGGGAUAAAAAACCGAUUGAUUGGCUAGACUAUUGCUGUUACUGUCAUGAUAUUGGCUAUGAUACACAUGAUCAAGCUGACAUGUUGAAAGCAGAUAUCACUUUUCUUGAGUGCUUGGAAAAAUCUUGGGGGUCAAAUAAUAAGAUUUCUCGUGCAGCUGAAGCUUACAGAUCAAUGUGUAUAACAGGUCUUCAGACAGUACUUAUACCCUACCGGAAGCAGCUUUUAAAUCAAAUGCAUGCAAAACGUGUUUUGGCCCUUAAAGUUAAUGGCCUGGAUAGGCAACGUCAGUGAAUGCUAUUGAGGGGGCAAUUUCCCUGGCUGAUAAUUUUUGAAGAAGAAAUUGUUGUCAAGGCACUCCCUUUUCAUUCGAUGCUGAUGAUUUUCAUGUAGCAUACGAGUAGCAGCUAUGUGAAGGAAGGGAAUUCUCAGACCGUUCACUGACUGUAUUCAAAGAAGUGCUAAACAGCUGUUAGUGGACCUGUCCCUUUGGAUGAAAUGUCAGUGGAAGCAGAAAGAAUACAAAAGCUUUAUCUUGGAAAAGAAAAAGCUACAUGAUGUUUUUCUUCUUCGAAAUGUUUCAUGUUAUUUCAAAGUUGUAUUGUUAGCUCUGUAUUGUGUAAUUUUCAUUUCCGUUUUGUGGUUGCAUUUUAAUGAUACUUAAUCUGAGCAGUAUUGAAAUCUGAAGAGGAUAAGUUCUUUGAAUACAGGCAUAAAUAUAAUGGCUGGGAUUCUUUGUACAGGUGAAAAGGAUUUAGCUGUUGAGGCUUGAGAUCCUGGUUCUAUUGCAGUUCAUUUAUGAGAACUAUAUUCUCAGCACGAUAAACUUGUCUAUAUUUUUAUUAUGGAUAGUAUCCAUAAAAUCUUGUUCAUAUUGUUCCAGUAUCAGUCCUAUACAUUUAUUUUAACUGUCCUAUUCUCAGUACUUUAAAUUUGCUUUUCUUGUUCCAUUUUGUUGA